Molecule: messenger RNA, 2271 nt
Organism: Fonsecaea multimorphosa CBS 102226
Lineage: Eukaryota; Fungi; Ascomycota; Eurotiomycetes; Chaetothyriales; Herpotrichiellaceae
Exons: 2
Coding region: 1-2271 (756 amino acids)
Source: RefSeq, a predicted model, not a curated record
AUGGCACGGGUGCCCUUCAUCGGUAGGCUGUUUUGGAGGGAGUACCUGGCCCUGUUUGGAUCUCUGAUACUUGUUGCCCUCGAGGUCCUCGUUCGCAUCAUUACCCUGGGGCUUCCUCAACCCAUCAUUCGAUUCUGCUACAACACUUCCAAGAACCUGUUCAACCGACUGUCUUCACAAAAGUCUCGACACGCCCGCUCCCAACGAAAGCACACGUACAGUUCUAUCGCAACCUGCUCUGACUUCACGGAACUCUGCGCCUUCUUUGGAUACUAUGCCGAGGAACAUGUUGUUCAGACGGGAGAUGGAUACUUGCUGGGUGUCCACAGGCUCCCCUUUCGCAAAGGAGAGGAGCAUACAGGGAUACAGGUCAAUGCAGGGGCCGACUCAAUCAGGAAACCCGUGGUCUACCUUCAUCAUGGCUUGCUCAUGAACAGUGAGGUUUGGGUUUGCCUCACAGAAGAGGAACGAUGUCUUCCAUUUACGUUGGUACAACAAGGCUACGAUGUUUGGCUGGGCAAUAAUCGGGGCAACAAAUACAGCAAGAAAUCCACGAGACAUUCGCCUGCGUCCACAGGGUUUUGGAACUUCUCGAUGGAUGAGUUUGCCUUCCACGACAUUCCCAAUACAAUCGACUAUAUUCUCAACACGACUUCACAACCUUCGCUCUCCUAUAUCGGCUUCAGUCAAGGCACCGCCCAAGCAUUUGCUACACUCUCUAUACAUCCCCAAUUGAACGAGAAGGUCAACCUCUUCAUCGCCCUGGCCCCCGCCAUGUCCCCUGCCGGUCUCAGCAACGGCAUCGUGGAUGCACUGGUCAAGACCAACCCUCACCUUUUGUUCCUCGCGUUUGGCCGCAAGUCGAUCCUCUCUUCAGCCACCAUGUGGCAAUCCAUCCUCUAUCCGCCCAUUUUCGUCCGCCUCAUCGACAUGUCUCUCUCCUUCCUUUUCGCUUGGUACGGUCGCAAUAUAAGCGUGCAGCAGAAACUUGCUGCGUAUCCUCACCUCUACAGUUUCACAAGCACAAAAUCCGUUGUGCAUUGGUUCCAAAUUAUCCGUAAUAAAUCGUUCCAGAUGUACGAUGACGACAGCGCCCACAGAUUCAGCAUAGGCGCCAGCAAUCGAUAUUACAAAGUCGCCAAAUUCCCGACGAGAAAUAUCAAAACGCCCAUUGUUUUGGUUUAUGGGGGGAGUGACUCGUUGAUCGAUAUCCGUGUUAUGCUUAGGGAGUUGCCCCGACACACCAUCGCGACCGAAAUCCCUCACUUCGAACACCUCGAUUUCCUCUGGGCACAGGAAGUGCACACAUUGGUCUUCCCGCAUGUGCUAGAAGCGCUCCGCUACUAUGCCCAAGACGGCACAACCAAUGGCGUUCCGAAGGCACUUGCGCUCUCCAUGACCGACACCGCACAACUUCACCGCCGGGAGAAUAGUAACAGCAGCGCCAUGAACUGGUCCGAAGAUGAUUCUGCUGGCGGAUAUUCGGACUUUGACGGCGCGAUCGAUUCACCUCGCACGCCGAGAGUCAAGAGUCAUGCUCAGCUGCAGAGAGAAAAACAAUACUUGCACCCGUCGCUAGGCCCAAAUCAUUCGCCUUCUCAUUCGCCCUUGCAGUAUCAGUAUCAGUAUGCCUCGCCUAUGCCGAACAGACCUGUGCACGGAAGCUCGAUGUCGUGGAUGGAAAACUACUACAAAUUCCCCAAGAGGGAAGCACAGGCGAUGACCGAGGGUGUAGGGACGAGUAGUGGUCUUAGAAAUCAUACUGAAGCAGAAGCAGAUGCAGAUCCGCAGGGAGAACAGCAAGAGAGCGAAAGCCAGCAAGGCCCGGAAGACCAGCACCAAGUGCAUGAUCAAAGUCCUAUGGGCACGUCACAGCGGGGACGAGACGACGCUUCCCGAGACUCGGAUUUUGGAGCAGCCCUUUCAACUUCCCGGGCACUGCCUCAUGAGGGUGGCGACUCAACCAGCCCUGUUUCAACAAUCCGCAAUCGAGGUGGCGCGUUCAAUGGCCCUCCUGUGACUCCAGCGCAACAAGGUCCCGAACCCGUUGCCACCGGCGACGAAGACAACGCGCCAGGAAACGCAAGCGCAAGCACAAGUGGCAGCGGCAACGGGAACGAAAACCGACGACGUUCGACUUCGGUCGCUGGAAGUGUGUCGAACGCGAGCGGGCGCACGACACCCGUGAGUCGAGGCACGCCGCCGAGUUUCACGGCCAAGGGCAUCCGUGUGGGCAGUUCGAGACCGAGCGUUGGAGCGGCUAUUCCUUGA